Molecule: messenger RNA, 3284 nt
Organism: Conger conger (European conger)
Lineage: Eukaryota; Metazoa; Chordata; Actinopteri; Anguilliformes; Congridae
Exons: 5
Coding region: 537-1187 (216 amino acids)
Source: RefSeq, a predicted model, not a curated record
UACUUUCACUUUAAUCAAGUGAGCUUACUUAAACAGGGCAGAAGAGACGGAACAUGCUGCCUAACACAUGUAGGCUACUUGGUUAAUAGAGUUAGAGAUAAGACAGUGAUUUAAAUUAGUUUGUCGAGAAUAUACGAGUGGAAGAGAGGGAAGAAGACUUCAGUUGGAGCGAUUUCAUUUCGGAACCGGGAAAGUCCAGAGUGGGUGUAAGCAACAAGGGGGUGAGUAUUUGGAAAGUACCAGAAUUAACGGAGGAAAACUAGGACAAACAAAGGAAUGAGACGGCAUGCAUAACAUGCAAACUGAAAGGGAAUGAAGCACAGAGGCUGUGUGACUGAAGAAGACAGGCAGAUAAAGGUAGAAACCCGGUAUAAAGCAAUUCAAGAAGUUGUAAAUGAUAAAUACCAAGUGGAUUGACAAUACAAGUGUUAAUGCUUAAAAAGGAAGAGCAACUCUGGAAACCAAGUGGAUAUUAAAAUCUCUCAAGAAAUACGCAUGGAAAAUGGGGAAGUGCGUUCACGUUAAAACAUGAAAGGAUGUCACAACCAGUGUUCCUGCUGCUGUCAAUGCUGUUUGUUCAAGGAAGAGGGUGUAAUCCAUUUAUGGAUAAUCUUCUCAGCAACAUCGAAAAUGAAAUAGAACGUCACACAUUUCGUAAAGUUUUUCCCAAGGAUUAUAACAUCACGCACCAUUAUACUGACAGUCUGGACGUCAGUGACCCGUCAUGCCGUAUGCUCUGUAAGGCUUAUAUGCUGUCACAUUCCUGGUCCCAACUCCUUCUGCACCUUUGGGAAGAAAACUUAAAUUAUUUAUUCAUACAGCAACUGAAGGAAAGUCUAGACAAUAUUACUGAUGGGAGAUUCCCGGAAGUCCCAGAUCCCUCUGUUUUCCCUCCUGUGUCUUCCACCCCAGAAGCACUCCUUGCCUUCACCUCAACCUUUUUUUCCACAUGGUUGAAGCAACAAUGCACAUUUCCCAAGAAGCAAUGUGAGUUCCCUUUGCCCACAAGCUUCAAGGAAGAAGGAAAGACAGGUACCCAUACUUCGUUCACCAACACUGAAGACAGAGUGGAGGGAGGGAAACGACAACAGCAGAGUGGUGCACCCCCAACUAGUCUCGCAAUGUCUCCUCAUCUUCCAGUCUCUUACAUUUUUUGGUGUUUCCCUCUGCUCUGGACUGUACUAUAGACUAUAUAUUUCAUACCAACAGGGCAAAAAAAAAUCCUGCUUUUCCUUCUCUUUGGCACAGUUCAUUUUUGAAGACACAUUGUUCAUCUGCAGCCAAGAAAAAUGAACUUAGAAAUAACCAGGAAUUCAUGAAGCAAGAAGACAAACGGUAACACUCCCAUAAGUAAACAUACAAUUUUAUGAGAGUAGAAAGGUUGAAAUGCAUAUAUGUGGCUUCCAAUUUCAUAGUAAAACAUCACAUUCCAUUGCACAAACAUUUUUGAGUGGAAAUCCUUUACAGGAAUUGGGCUUUUAACCAGAAGUUUGCUACCAAGAUACUUGAGCCACAAAUGCGGCACUGUUGAUGAACCAUGAGCAAAUUGCUUAACCCAAGUUUCUCCAGAUAAUAUCAAUCUGUCUAACCCUAUAACAGUAUCUAUAUACUAGCCACAAUAUAUAUAUAUAUAUAUAUAUUGUGGCUAGACCAGGGAUCGAACCACUGACCUUGCGGUCAUGUCAUGUACCUUAACCACUACACUUCAGGCCGCCAAUCCAACACGUGGCUUCUAAUGAUGGGUACAGAGGUCUCAAACAAGAAUGUAGGGACAUUUGAGGGUAUGAUCAAGUACAGUAUACUAACUAAAAAUGUUUGGAAUUAUAAAUAUUGUUCUCAGCAUGUAUAAUUGUAUGUGAUUGAUACCUACAGUACAAAUUCAAGAGGGACAGAAGUGGAAGAAAUAUGGGUGAUAGAACAGUGUAAUGCAAGUCACAGGAGAUAAGGUAUCUGCUUAAAAUGUAAAAUAUAGUACAUAAUGUAUAAUAUUUUGUAUUUUUUUGUAUAUAUAAUAAUGAGCACUGCAGGACUACAAGGGACUGAUAUUGAUUGGGAGAUGAUUCAGUAUAUUGCAUACUGUCAGAAAUAGGAUAGGAGAUAGGAAACCUCUUAUUUUGGAAAUAUUUUAGAAAUGAAAGAAUGCAGAUUUUAUGACAUAAUUAACACAACUGCAAAAGUUCAGUUCAGAGUCCAAAAUGACACCAUAGAAUUCAGAGCAAACAAAGAGUGGUGACAUUGCAGACCAUACCCAACAACUGUGCAGUGAGUGCCCCAGUGACUUUCCCCUAAACCUGCAGCUUAAGGGAUGAGUUUGGAAUGCAACCUGUACAUCUUCCCUCUUUCAUACAUCCUCGCACAGUAAGAAGAUGCUAGACAGCAAGGUAAAUUUCUUGUUUUUGCUAUACACUGAAGGCGAUUGAGUUUGAGGUCAAUUUGUUUUGAGAUUUGUUAUACAACUUCACUAACUUCAAAACGUGACUGACGGGUUUUGCUUGUUGCCCAGAUGUGUCCUGUUUGAUUGAUUGGUUAAACAAUAAAUAGUUCUGAAUGUCUACUCCUGGUUUUAGCCUUGGUUUUUGCCUAUGAAGACUGCAUUUUCUGGGAGAAAACCAAAGUGAUGGAAAGCCCAAAGUGUGGAGAAAUAAAAAAUGCAUGCGCAUAUUUCAAUGUAAUGUGCAAAUAUAAAACCAGCAGCAUAUCUUGCUGUAAUAUAUCACUUGCUCUGUAGCAGGGCUGACCUUUGCAUGGGCGUAUUACAUUUUCAGAGCAGCUGGAAGAACUCCAGUUCUAACCCUACCAUCUGCUUUAUCAAUUCAGUGAGGCCCUUUCUUAUGGAGCUUGAGGCUGGUGCCUUGACGUAGAAGUUAUUGAACCCUUUCGUAUGCACCUUUUGCUCCUUCAUCCUCUAUGCUCAGAUUCAGGGUUAUGACAAGAUACUAUAUCCCCAUUUAGUGGUGUGCCAAGCACAGUAAUUCUCAUUUGCCAUUAUCAAUCACUGUGUCUGUCACUGAUUACUUCGUCUUUUCGAGUUCUUGAGUUUUAUUUAAAGCUCACAUCGCAGUUUUGCAUAAGACUACUGAAAUACUGAAAUGUAUUAAAAGAAUACCCUAUUAAAUGUAAUGUAUAAAAAUCUGCACUUUUACAAAUUGUGAAUUGAUUUAUUAAAAAUAAAAUAAUUGUGGGGUACAGAGCCUAAUCAAGAAAAAAUAUGUCUUUGUCCCUGGAUGUAUGGAGCUCACUGUAUAAUUAUGUAUGUUAAUACCAUUAAAUAAAAGCUGUCUUUA